Molecule: messenger RNA, 383 nt
Organism: Staurois parvus
Lineage: Eukaryota; Metazoa; Chordata; Amphibia; Anura; Ranidae
Source: the annotation of a GenBank genome assembly
GGAGGAAUAGUGCCCCAUCAUUGGUGUCAGUGGGGGGAUGGGAGGAAUAGUGCCACAUCAUUGGUGUCAGUGGGAGGAAUAGUGCCCCAUCAUUGGUGUCAGUGGGAGGAAUAGUGCCCCAUCAUUGGUGUCAUGACACAAAUGAUGGGGCACUAUUCCUCCCACUGACACCAAUGAUACUUACCUUGCUGACCCCUGCUCCAGCCUGGGCUUGCUCUCUCACUUACCUGUCAGCUGUCUUCCUUCUCUGGCCGCUCUCCUCUUCACUCGCUCCCUCGGUCUUCUUUGAUGUCCGCGCGCUGCCGCUUGGCUCCUCCUCUCCAAGCUCCACCUCCUCGCCGGUGAUUGACCGCCUGUGUGCCUCUCCUGAGCUACAGUUCCGG